This is a messenger RNA of Owenia fusiformis, 1428 nucleotides long. Lineage: Eukaryota; Metazoa; Annelida; Polychaeta; Sabellida; Oweniidae. The record is from the annotation of a GenBank genome assembly.
AUGGAUAAAAUCGCAAAUGUAGCUGCGCUUUUGUCCAUGUUUGCGUGGCUUGAUUUGCAAUGCGCCUAUGGAUCGUAUGAAUGCAACGAUUCCUUAGUUAAGAAUGACCCAAUGGUGUCCCUCACCGUUUCAACGACCUUUGGAGAUGACCAUGUGAUCUAUGGAGCAUAUAGGUCUUAUGUGGAUACACCGACAAUUGAACCCACUUCGAAUAACCGUUUAUAUUAUGGUGGGUGGAAGGCUGGGGUGUCCGAUUCAUCACAAUGGUGGCAAGCGGAAUUUCCUGAACUUUGGACAAUCGUUGGUGUGAUAACACAAGGCGCCCAUAUGAGGGCUGAAUGGGUUACGACAUAUGCUAUAGAACAAAGUCUUGAUGGUGCAACUUUUAACCGAGUAGGGGGCAUCUUCAUUGGGAACUCAAACAAUGAUGACAAAACGGAUCAAACAAUUCCAGAAACGAAAGCCAAAUACAUUAGAAUCAUUCCACAGACAUGGUCAGGUGCGAUAAGUAUGCGAAUUGAUUUACGUGGCUGUCGUGAUGAAGACUGUCUCUAUCCUCUCGUGAAAGGAGAUGACCGUGUCAUUCUGUCAUCGUCCUCAGUCUACGCCAAUUCACCACAAGCGUACGGGGCCCAUAGAGGAAUCAUUGAUUAUUUCGUCCAUGAAACAUCAAAUGGACAGUGGCCAGAUUACUUGUAUGGAGCAUGGAUUUCAAAUGUGAAUGAUGCCAAUCAAUAUAUUCAGAUUGAAUUUCCCGAGGUGCGUAUCGUUCGUGGCAUUGUGACACAGGGGGCAAAUGGUAGGACAGAAUGGGUAACUUCCUAUCAGCUUAAGUCAAGCAUGGAUGCCUUAACAUGGAGACAAAUCGGAAACAAUUGGAUAGGUAACAGUGAUUCAAAUACCAAAGUGUUCCACGAGCUCUCUCCCUUUAAAGCAAGGUUUAUCCGUUUUAACCCUCAGGCAUGGUACGGUGAUAUCAGUAUGCGUGUCGGGAUUUUAGGAUGUACCCAACUAAGAAGAAUUGAUGAAUCAAACCAGGUUAUUCACCCCUGGCCGAUUGGAUUCACCAAGGCUGCUAUAUUUGACAACGACUUGACGACCUGCACUGCGCUACCAACAGCACGUCAAACAGGCGACAUCUUUCAACUAGUACUGAAGUUAUCUAACAUUUCUACUGUUGCGCUAAAGAUGUCUAUUACAGGGAACAAUUUAGGUUGCGACUCUUCAGAAGUCAUUCCCGUUCAACCACACUUUGAAAGGUUGUACAGAAAGUGCACCUUCAUGGCUCGGUAUUUCGAUGGGUAUCGAGACGUGUGUGAGUAUAUAUGUAAUUGUGAUACGUAUUGCAGCGACGUCCACAUCGGCACGUUUAACAUUGGAACGGGUAACUGGAAAAUAUGUGAAAUCCAACAGGACAUCGUUGAUUAG